CCGAGCCGAGUCGGAGCGUAGUGCGGGGCCGCGCUGCCUCGGUCGCCCUUUGUUGUUUCGGCCGCCGCCGAGCCCCUGGUCUACAGCAGCGGCGGGGCAGGCGGGCGGGAUGUCCCUGGACAACCUCCUCGGCAUGGACGAGGGAGCGCUGCGGAAGCUGCUGGAGGCAACGCUGGACCUGGCUGAACGGCGCCGCAUCCGCUCGGCCAUCAGGGAGCUGCAGCGGCAGGAGCUGGAGCGGGACGAGGAGGCGCUGGCAUCCAAGCGCUUCCGCACAGAGCGCAGCAGCCACCGGCAGGAGGACAAGGAGAACUGGCCACGAUCCCGGCACCUGGAGGAGGAGCAGAAGGCAGCCCUGGCUGCCUUGUCUCAGCAGCUUGAAGCCAUCACUGAUGUGGAGGAGCUGACAAAACUGCUGCGGGCAGCAGGUGAGUACGAGGAGCGCAAGCUGAUCCGAGCUGCCAUUCGCAAACUUCGGGCUGAGGAGAUCGAAGCUGCAACCUUGGCUGAGAACAUGCGCAGCAGCCAGAGGGAUGGCAGCGAGCCCCCCGCAGUGCCUGGGCAUGCAAAAAGCAGCCAGAGGGAUGAUGCUGAAACGAAGGAGAGCCAUAGGGGUGAUGCUGAGCUGCCAGCCCUGGCUCAGAGCAGGGAGACCUGUGAUAAGGGCAGCUCCAAGCCCCUGGCUGCAGCCAGGAGUGGAGAGAUCAGCCAGAAGAAUGAUUCAGAGCAGCUGGAAUUGGCUGGGCCAGGGAAGAGCAGCCACGGAGGGUGUGUGGAGCAGUCCCCUGCACAGGAGCCCAAAGGCUCAGUGGCCCAUCAGCAAGGCAACACAGUGGAGCAGGAACACAUCCCAGCUGGAAUGCAGGAGCUAUGCAGUCGGCAGGUGGGAGACCUGCAGAAACCCAGUGCCCAGGCUGUGGUCUCGGGGACCCUUGUGCUUCUGGAGCUACAGCUGCCCUCAGAGCCUGGUCUGGAGCCCAAAGAUGGUGGUGAGGAGGGGGAGCAGUGCCACUCAUGCUCCUCAGGAACUGCCCAGUCUAAGGGGCAGCCCCGGGCAGCCUGGAAGGCUGGGAUCACGGGCAGCCCUGCUAUCUCUCAAGAGCUCAUUGCGGGGCAGAGCUGUACACCAGACCAGCCUAGUCCUGGCAGCCAGCUCAGCACUAGGGUGUGUGGGCAGAUGCCAGGGCUGUCUGGGAGGUGUGUGGAACUGGCAGCAGUGGCAAGGCCCACCCAGGACACAGUGGGGACCCCAGCUCGCCUGAACACUCACGGUUGGGAGCAAGCAUCCUCCUCCGUGUGCCUGUCCGGCUGCACAGAGCAGAGCCGCGCCGGGUCGCUGCCACGGGCUGCCUCGGUGCGGGAGCGAGCCCAGCGCUUCUCCCCGGCCGCGGCUGCGGACGGCCCGGCGGGGGUGGGCGGCACGGGGGGGCGGGCCGGGACCGCCCAGUGGCAGAGGGGGCCCCGCACUGCCCCGCCGGGGCCCGCUCAAAACGCGCGGGCCGGCGGCAGCGGAGGUGCAGAACAGCUCCCGGCCCCGGUCUCCGCCGGUCCCCGCCCUGCCCGCUCCCGCCCAGGUCCCGGUCCCGACGGCAUGAAGACCUUCUUCACCAUCGAGAUCAAGGAUGGGCGUGUGCAGCCCCUCACGCCACGUGUCGUGGCCACCCCCAGCAACCAGCGGGCAGAGGUGACCCUAGGGCUACGGAGUACCCCCAUCCGUAUCACCACUGUCCCCAAAAGCAGCAGCAGCAGCAUCUGCAGCAUCAGCACUGUCAGCAGCAAUGUCACCAAGAUGGAGCCAGAAGUGGUGGAGAAACCCAAGGCACCAAGGCGGGUGGUGGAGCAGCCCCAGGCACCGAGGCUGGAGCCAGAGUUGCCUAAUGGCAUGGAGAAGGUCCAAGUAAGGGAGCUGGAGAGAAGGAGCAAGCUGAAUGUUGAGGAGCUGAACAGGAUCGAGGAUGAAGAUGUUCUGGAUAAGAUGCUGGAUCAGACAACAGACUUUGAGGAGCGGCGACUGAUCCGAAAUGCCAUGCGGGAGCUCCGCCAGCGCAAGCGAGACCAGCGGGAAAAGGAGCGGGACCAGCGACUGCAGGAGACAAGGAGCCAGGCAACGGCAGGGAGGGCUGGCCAUGCCACGGAGACCACCACUACGCAGAGCAUGCAGUCAGCGGAUGGCUCAGCACACAGCACCAUCACCAAGACUGAGCGGCUUGUCCAGUCAAGUGAUGGCAGCAAGACUUCCCGCACCACAACCAUGGAGUCGAGUUACUCGAAGAGAUCAGACAAUGGCAACAGCACGUUCGUUCAAACCAAAUCAUCCUACAGCUCCUCAUCCAAGAAGAUGGGCAGCAUCUUUGACCGUGAAGAUGAGAGUGCCUCCAGGCAGAGCAGCCUCGCUGCGCUGGAGCGGCGCCAGGCGGAGAAGAAGAAAGAGCUGAUGAAAGCACAGAGCCUGCCCAAGACAUCAGCCUCACAGGCUCGCAAGGCCAUGAUGGAGAAGCUGCAGAAGGAGAGUGGAAGCUUGUCAAACCCUUCAGCAGGGCGCCAAACCACUGUCCAGCGCUCCUCCAGCUUUGGUGUGCCAAAUGCCAACAGCAUCAAGCAGAUGUUGCUGGACUGGUGCAGAGCCAAGACCCGGGGCUAUGAGCAUGUGGACAUCCAGAACUUCUCAUCCAGCUGGAGUGAUGGCAUGGCCUUCUGUGCCUUGGUCCACAACUUCUUCCCUGAUGCGUUUGACUACAGCCAGCUGACACCCCAGAACCGCCGCCACAACUUUGAGGUGGCCUUCUCCUCUGCAGAGACGCUGGUGGACUGUGUGCCCCUGGUGGAGGUGGAAGACAUGAUGAUCAUGGGGAAGAAGCCAGACGCCAAGUGCGUCUUCACCUACGUGCAGUCCCUCUACAACCACCUGCGUCGUCACGAGUUGCGCAUGCGACAGAAAGAGUGCUAGAGCCUGCCCUGCCUGCCCCCCUGCCACUCCCUGCCCUCAGGGCUGCUGGUGGGCAGGAGAGCUGCCUGCCCCAAGAAGGUUCUAGGAGCUCCUGCAGGACCAGCACUGGGGAUGGGGGGGGCUCUGACAUUGGGGCAUCCCAUGCCUCUGCCCUGCUGGAGCUCCCCUUGCCCUGGCCAGCUGCAGUCUGACCCCAUGGGUGAGGCCAGGCAAGCGCUGCUGGGGGUGCUCCCUAGCUUGGCUUGCCUGCCACGCUGCAGUGUGUUUAGUUACUUGUUCUCCAGUUGUUUUUCCUGUGGGCAGCACUCCUGUUGGUCAGUAGCCAAGCAGGGAGGUGCAGUGCAGCCCAGGUCACAGUCGUGCCCCAGCAGCGUGCCCGUGAGUGGCUCCCCUUUGCCCUUUGUGAGAAAGCUCCUCUGCCCACUGCAGGCCCUGCUUGGUGCCACCUCCCUGGGGACGGCUCCACAGCCCUGUGCUGGCAUCUUGCUUUCCACCGCACACAUGCACCCUGGGGCACUUCAACCGGGGGGGGGGGGCUGCAGCCCUGUGUGUGGGGUCAGGUGGGGCAGUGAGGGGUCCCAGGGGAGCAAGGGGACCAAGGAGGGAGCCAGGACAGCAGCCCCCACUUUCCUCCCCCGCCCAACUCAGGGCACCACGUGCUCAGCGCUGCUCACCCCUCCGUCACCGUCUCUACACCCGUGUUGACACGUGUAUCAACACCAGCCAGACAAUAAAGGUUUAUUCUACAGAGUGGUGACA
Molecule: messenger RNA, 3706 nt
Organism: Calypte anna (Anna's hummingbird)
Lineage: Eukaryota; Metazoa; Chordata; Aves; Apodiformes; Trochilidae
Gene: SMTN
Product: smoothelin
Biological process (GO): actin cytoskeleton organization
Cellular component (GO): microtubule organizing center; filamentous actin
Molecular function (GO): protein binding
Source: RefSeq, a predicted model, not a curated record